Molecule: messenger RNA, 324 nt
Organism: Sordaria macrospora k-hell
Lineage: Eukaryota; Fungi; Ascomycota; Sordariomycetes; Sordariales; Sordariaceae
Source: RefSeq, a predicted model, not a curated record
AUGGUCCGCGCUACUCCCUCCAUCCGCACCGCUCUCCGCCCCGUCGUCCGCGCCCGCGUCCCGCGCGCUCAGAACCAGGUCCGUUUCAGGACGACCGAAAACACCGAUAGCGCUCGCGAAAACGGUCCGGUUAAGGAGUUCAACAAGACGGGUAACACCAACAAGCCAUGGCUCUUCGCCGGUGUCGCCACCCUCGCCGUCGGCGGCAUCUACGCCACGAUGAUGGGCAAGCCCGAGAAGGCUGCUGCUGCCUCGCAGAAGCUUGAUUUUGUUGCGGACGGGAAGAGUGCGCCUCAUAACCUCGCUGUUGGCAACGCCAAGUAA